This is a messenger RNA of Amoebophrya sp. A120, 7927 nucleotides long. NCBI's taxonomy places the organism in Eukaryota, Dinophyceae, Syndiniales, Amoebophryaceae. The record is from the annotation of a GenBank genome assembly.
GCGGGUCCUAGCGCAGGAGCACGAGAAGAGCAGGCGCCACGGGCUGUAUUUUCGCGGCGCAGGUCGCGGCUUGGGUUCUUCCAGGUGGACGCUCCGGGGAAACAAAUUUGUCUCCGCGCGCGGCCGACUUUCGUCGACGAAGUCGGGUGCCGGAAAAGCGACCAAUACAACUACAAAAGAAGAAGAACGCGGUGACAGCAGGAGUGUUGGUUUUCUCGCGAAAGAAAAGAUGAUGCGGGUCCAGGACAAUUUUGCUGGUGUUGAUUACGAUCUUGAUGAUGAAGAAGCAGACUACCUUGAGAAGCAGUUCGAAAGUAUGACCCUGCAAAAAUCGCCCGUAUUAGAUCUCCUGGAAGACGCCGACCGAAUGGGACGAGAACACUUGAAGUUUUUAGGUACAGCGAUUUUGUUCGAGCGUGUUGCUCGACCCUUUCUUCCUGCUUUUGUUGGUACGUUUGUUCGAGCGUGUGAGAUUUGCUUUUCCUCCUCUUUCAAACUUGACCUGAUUUCAUGCAAAAAAAAGCCUUUGCAUGCCAAGUCUUCAUUUUGGUACAGCAACUUCUUCUACAGAGCAACGUACUUCUGGAGCACAAGGACAGCAGGGUAGUGACUCGUCAGCUUCCCCUUCCACGAUGAGCCAAGGACAACAACAGCCUUCGGUCGGUUUAAAAACUUCAGCUACCGGAAGUAAAGCCCGGGCGGCGAUCGCACAGAUGAUGACCGAACAGGAACAAACUGGAGCAGGUGCUUUAUCUUCCUCACACAAUGCGGCCAACAAGCCGCGGCUGCAGUUAGGACCCAAUCUUCGGGAGGACUACACCACCGCUACAAGCGGUCCACCUGCGCUGAAUGUUGACCAUGAUCCUGCUACCGCAAGCUCAAGCACCGGAGCAGCAGGGAAACAACACGAACAAGCAGAAGCGGACGAUACGGCUCAGCAACAACAUCAGCCCGUUCUACGUACUAACGACUUGGUUGGCGUCCGGGGGUUGGCGCUUCUGAAAAACCUGGCGGGAUCUUCUUCGCAGCACGGGGGCAGCAUUACGACUGCAGCGGAAGCGACCGAGCCGAGUGCAGUAAAGUCGUUCCCCUGGUUGUCCGACCGGUACUUCCAAAGCGACCCGGGGGUGGGUCUCAGCACAUCACGAUUUGAAAGCUCAACAUCGCAUCUCAACAUUGCUGGUGCAAAAAACGCUGGCGGUUCGUCUUCCUCGUCUUUUCAACAGCCUGGCGCAGGCGCAGCUGCCAAAACACCUGCUCUACCAGAACUUCCGCCUGAUCGCAAUGGCUACCUGUACGCGAGAAGCCUGCAUAGUAAGAGUGAGAGCACGGGUAUACUUCCGCUCGGAAAAAUGAAUAGCGGAUCAGCAUCAGCGCCAGGACUUUUGCCCGCCACUAUGUAUCUCUACGUGCACACGAAGCUGCAGCCGAGUCGACCGACGGUCCCGGGCACUGGCUCUGAAGACGAAAGGACAAGGAGUUCUCUGGGGAGCGAGCGACAUCAAGUGCGAGGAGGUACUAACACCACCGAGCCGGCGCAGGGGAGUUUUCUUGCUCCUGUUGCAGCUGCAGAAGAUCGGAAUGUUGUUCCUGUCGACCACCACGAGGACACGAGUCAACUUCGCUGCAAUGGCGAUAGCGAAACGGUCGCUGAUGAUGUACAAGCGGUGAAGAUUCCAUUGGUGUUCAGCUCCACGAACGAUGGCUCCUUUUACCGCAUAGUUGAUUUGCCUACCAAACUUGACAAACGUGGUAUUUCGCCCCUCGACGCGGAGUUUUUGUACUAUACCAAAUACGCGGAGCUGUUGAUGGAGCAAAUAUCCGCCGAGUUCACCGCUAGCAUGUCGUAUCAGGACCACCACGCGGGGGGGCAAGAGAUGGCGACCUCGGAGAUAAUUUCCACCCGGGUGACGUCCUCCGCAGCGGUGAACCGCUACGCACGAACCGGCAGGGCUACAGCAAGGCGGAACGCGGCAGCAGUUCCUCCGCCGAUUGACGGGGCUUGUUGGCCCUCGCAGGAUGAUCAGAAUUCUGAUUAUGAUUCGGAUUUUUUGAAGGAUCGCCCUCGCGAACAGCAAGAUUAUUACGGCAAUGGGCUCGAUCCAGCACUGAUGAACGACGAGACGAGGGCUUGCGAAAAAUGGGAAGAUAGGUGGGGGCGAGUCGUAAAAAUGGAGUACGACACUCCCCACCCGGAAUUGUGUCGCGGGGGUGGUUAUGUAUCGCAAAUAUGUCUGGGUCUGGAAAGGUAGCGAGGUUUGUCAUGCUUCUCUCGCAUGGCUCUCGAAUCUGUAACGCAGCUUGUCAUGCGGAACACGAAGUACAAAAACAAAGGAGCCCAGAAACUUGUCAUGUGGGGCUACGUAUUGCAGUGCAUUCACCACUCACGUAAAUCAGCAUCAUAAGUUGGGGAGCACUGAUAGAUAAAACGGUAGCAUGCACAGGGGAGAGUGGCCCCUGUUGCAAUGCUGACCUUUAAAGAAAGAGAAAGAUCAUGAAGAUCCGUAUCGUACAAGCAAAAGACCCACGCACUGCAGGGCGGGAUCCGUAUCGUGAAAGAUCCAGUAGUUUUUCUAGGCUAUGUUGUGCCCCUUACUAGCUUGCCGUCGAGUAGAAGUAGAGCUGAUUUUAUUACAAUUGCCGCCUUUGCGAUAUUUUAAUUUUUAGCGGACCCCGCCAAAGUACCCUCAUGCUUUUCCCGAGUAAAUUCAUUGCAACGAGAAACAUCCCCUUCCUGCUUCGGCACACCCCAUCUGCCUAGUCGCCCCUGGGUAGAUGUGGGAAUUUUUUGUGUGGGCUUCUUCCUGCUUAAUUAAUCCGACAGGGGCUACGUUUUUUUUUUUCUGUCUUGCCAGCAGAGUAGGGGUUGGGGAACUAAACAGGGAUCGACAACAAAGUGCAGGACCAGAGGACAAGAACCGAAAAGGUACAAAUCGGGAAAAAAUGCCGUAUACCCGCGUAACCUGGUAUGUGAAUUGUGCUACACUCUUCACAUUUCAGAGAUCGCACCCGCUCGCACAAAAAAAAUUAGAUAGUGAAUGAUGAAAAGUUUCAAUUUGCGAGCCAAUAAAAAAAAAAAAAAAUCAGCAUCAUAAGUUUUCAACAGACCCAGACAUUUUUGCAUGUGAUAGAAGUGGUCCUCGCGGGAUGCCGCCGGUGUCGCCGGAGCUGCGGGAGUUGUUGAUGCAGAAAGGAGGUAUUACCAGCUACAACUCUCCUUGUUCUCCACAAUUUCAUUUUGACACAUCACAGCAGCAACCGUUUUUGGUGCCGAGUGAUAGUGACGCAAGUACAUCUUCGCACGGAAGUGGAGCCGAGGCUGCUGCUACCGCAACAGGCACGACGGACCAGCGUCAACAGAAAGAACGAAGCCGCUGUGCUCGUGUGGACCACGCGUGCAAGAUCGAACACUGGCAGGGUAGUUCUUGUGCCAAGAAGGAUGCAGCUACCGGUGAAAAUCAAAAUCAUUUUCCGACACAACUUUUCGCGGAGUUUCAGCUGAACCACUUCGACCCGGAGCCGGAGGAAGACGUUUACGGAAUAACCAACGGCGGAUUUCUCUUCUUUUCCGGGUUCAGUUUGCGAUCCGCGGGUCGUACCGGUGACCCUGACCCGCCCGGGAGAAAUGAGGAGCAACAACUUGUUUCUGACCACAGCUGUGGUAAAACUUCUACAGGCAACUUCCUAGAAGUGCCGGGUGGUGCUGUUCGCGUUGCACAACAAGAAGUAGACCAACUGCUCUCGUCUCCAGCGCAAGUUGUUCCGAAGCUGCAGCAAGAUGUUGAAACAAUGCAAAAGAAAACUCUUGCUCCCAGCGCACCUGCGACAGCGACCAGUGAACGAAGCGCUUAUCCUCUUGCUCCUUCUUCGUCCUCUGCGCACAAGAGCGUGAACAUUCCUGAACAUUCUGGAGAGCAAGAAACAAGCAGCUCGCGGGUAGACCAAGUUUUUGACCAGCUGGCCAAGUUUGUUGUCGCAGACAGGGCGGUCACGACGGACAAUGGCCGCGGAGUAGAGCAGGAGAAACAACGACGCGAUCAGGAAAGGCGAUUAGAAGGAGAAGAUGAAGAAAACUACAAGGAGGAAGAGCGGCAAUUCGCCGUAGCCUCGAGGAGCAGCUUCGCCGACUCCGAGGGCGGGGGAUUCGGAGAUGAUGAAGCCGAGUCGUGUAGUUCUAGUUCUAGCGGCGAGUCGACAUCGUCUUCGCACUGUGGCAAUGGGGCGGCGUCGUCGAGCUAUGACAGUGCACAAGGAACUUUUUCCUCUCAGUUUCUCUGUGAUGCAAAACACCACCCGACUCAGAGCCAAACCGUAGUACUAGUGUUUUAGCACACUUUGCAUGUAGUUGACAAUUACUAUGGGAGGUUGGACCCCAAUAAACAGAGACAGUUCGGCUUUGUAGUUGUUCCACGUCUGCUGUGGAGCUCUUGUCAUGCGGAAGUUCCUGCAUUGUUGCUACCGCUUCUGUUGCUGUAGACGUGCUGCCAUGCGAAUGAGGAACUCUGUAUUUUUGUGCACCCGCAUAAGAGCAGUUGGAAGUGGAACGAUGUGACAAGCGAGGGGAUGUUGAACAAAAUACCGCACCAGUCCUCUGUCCAGGAUGUGUUGGCUGAACUGAGGAGACAGCAGCCAGCGCAAGGCUAUAUCGGCGAGAACAAGAUGGCAGCUCCGGCAAACGAAGAAGCAAGACUGCAGGCGAAUAUCCAAAGAAAAAGGUGUUUACAGUGUAAGUACACAACUAUGUAGCAACACAAGCUUGAUGGUCUGCAUGACAAGAACAAUUUGCAAUGCGGAGAACGCAAGCGGAUAGAACUAAGUAGUACACGACGCAUGAAAUUUUUAUAACUAGGCUCCUGAGCUGCAUGAGCAUCGGCAUCCCCCCCACGACCAGCAUGACAGCGCAGAUGUGUGUUGCUUGUCCUGCAACACAAUCACGGUGCGGCACUGUAAAGAUGUUUUUCUCGUCUGCUGCAUAUAUGCUGGCUUCGGUUCCGCAUCUACGCACCCGCCGUCUAGUUAUUUUUCAAGUAGCUCGGGAUUUUCCGCUUCCGUCCAACUCGCAUACCACCUAGAUGCUGAACUGCUUCAACCAAGAACCGACGGCGCAAUGAAGAACGCGACUGCAACUUCUACACAGCCUUGCAGCAGCAGCGUAGUAGAGUCGCCCGUGGGUGUGGGAGUGAUUGCUCGUCACGGGCAACAAUCCUUCGGGGCUGCGGACGAGCAGAGGGAUGCUGGUCAGGAAAAUGCUGGUGAGAAGUUGUAAACAAGGAUGAAGCAGACUUAAAUGAUUCGAACGAUUUGUCUGUUUCUCGCUCUCAAUAAAAGGAGGCUACAGGGAGCGUCUGUUUGUGUCUUGCGAGACAGAUGCUUCAAAAAUUACAGGAGCUUCUGCUUCAAAAAUUGCAGGAGCUCUUCCUUUUGUCUUGCGAGUGCACUUGAAGUUAUAGUUUUGUGCGCAUAAUGUUUAUGCGCGAGAGAGUCUGCAAAAGCGAAAGCGUGUCUUUCUACAUGAGCGCGAAAAUCAAUUAUCAGAAUUUCUGUACCCGGCGGCGCGGUUCAGCGUCGAUAGGAUAUCGCGCUAUCUGGAAGGCGAAAAUAUUUUUUGUUUUUUCAAUUAUGUCGGCCGAAUAUCAUGACCCUUUCUGGAACUCUGAUAAUAUACAGGCGACUCAAUUUCAUUUUACGACAUUUGAACGCCUUAGUCUCUACGCUUGAAUUGUCUGUUGCGGUUGUGGCACUGGUAGUUCUUAAAGUAAUAAACAAGGUCGUUCCAAAUGCAAAUGUAUUCUUGUUCUUCGGUUUAUUAUUAUGCUAUCCAAACCAGUGAAGAAGAAGAACUAAAACUGUAUGAACUGUGCAACAGACUGAUACUGAAGCACAGUCAACAACCUUGAUUUUGUGGCGCUUUUACUAACCUCUCGUUGUUGCAUUUCUACAUCGAGAAGCUUCAGGCCACCGCGUUGCUCUUUUGGUGUACAAAAUUUUUUACAUCUCCAUGAGCGCUAUUGAAUUCUUUUUUUUAGUUGUGCAGUAGCUAGACUUGCUCUGGAAGACCACACUUUUCCUUGAACACUUUCUACCGAAGAAUAUAGUCGAGUAAAUUAUUCGACGUGACAAAGCGGCCUGUGUCCGGUAAAAUAUUUGCUGAAGUUUUUUGGGCCUGAUGUUGGACCGCGUUUUUACAACUUCGGCUCUGUACUUGGCACAGGUCGUUUUGUUUUCCACCUCGAAAGUAGUAGUUUCCAAACAGAAAUGUAGAAAGAAGUAGGAGAACUCCGUAACACGCUCGGCUUCCAAAGGCUGGAUACUAAUUACUAAACUUGAUAAGUAGUACUUCGAUUUCCUGAUGAAGUCGAGAGCUUAAGUUUACUAGAACACUUUCUACCGAACGGAUAAUGAUAUACUGAAAUCGACGUGCCAAAGCGGCCUGUGUCCGGUUGAAUAUUUGCUGAAGUUUUUUGGACCUGAUGUCCGCGAUGCAACUUCGCACAGGUUUUGUUUUCCACCUCGAAAGUACUAGUAGUCUCCAAACAGAGAUGUAGAAAGAAGUAGGAUGGAGAACUCCGUAACUUGAUGAAGCCAAGAGAUUAAGUUUACUAGAACACUUUCUACCGAGCGGAUAUAUUGAAAUCGACGUGACAAAGCGGCCUGUGUCCGGUUGAAUAUUUGCUGAAGUUUUUUGGACCUGAUGUUGGACCGCGUUUUUACAACUUCGGCUCUGUACUUGGCACAGGUUUUGUUUUCCACCUCGAAAAGACAAAAAUGUAGAAAGAAGUAGGAGAACUCCGUAACAAGCUCGGCUUCCAAGGGCUGGCGCAACUUGAUACUUCGACUUCUUGAUCGUGAAGCAAAGACGUUAAAUACUUAGGAAUACAUAAGUACACGAAAGCUGCGACUCGAUAGACAUGCUGGCUGCAGCCACGCGACCCAUUGCCAUUCGGCACGACAACCCUUUAGCGGCGCGGGUCAAUGACCCGCAUCUACCUAGAUCAUUAAACACGCUUUGUACUUGAGCGGAUAGUCCAUUUGAUGUGUCUGUCCACUGUGAGAAGUACUUACACCACUUAUAGUUGCACACCAGCAACUACAGUCAUCUUUGAGUCGUGCCAGCGCUCGAAGAUAAAGCCAUGUGUCUCGAUUCUAUGACACGUCACCUUGUGCCACCUGUGCCGCCUCCUGUCGUGCUGGCGCACAGCACGUCGUGGUGCCGGUGGUGCCAAAAAGUGGGUAGUCGCUAUCUGCUUGCAAUUAAGUUCUUCAAGCGGUAUCAUGUAAAAAUUGAAGGAGCUCAAAGGUGACGUAAUUCACUUCACCUAGUGCAUUGCACUUCCUCGACAAGGACCACGACCAACCCUAAGCCCUAAACCCUGUCAAACAAUAUUGCAUUGUUUUACGUUUCCGUGUAUCGGUGCCGUUUCUUAUUGUUUUGAAAACAAAUUUUUUGUGCACUUCAAAAUUUUUUCGAGGAUACAACAAGAGCUUUUUUUUAGUAUGAUGUAUAAUCGAAGACGGAAUUCUUAUUUGCUUUUGAUUUUUGAGUUCUUAGAUGGUGUUUUAAUUGCAGGAAGUCCUGAAAACGUAAAGCGACUAUGAUUAUACGGUUGUAUUGGUGUAUCAAGAAACUUAAAAAGUCUGCCAAUUGCGAGGAAGAGUUGCAAAAAAAACCGUUAUUACUGUCUGAAAUUCGGCUCAUUUCGAUUUAAAUUUUUUGUUGGAUAUGAUCGUUGUUGUAUAAAAAAAGGAAAAACUCCAGCACGACCUCGUGAUAGUGGUUAUUCGUUCUUGAUGUUGAUUGUUGAUUCAUCGGAGAGAGAAUUCUAAUAGCGAAGUGAGAGUAGUAGUAGCGUCGGUUUCAAUUUUAUUGAAAUUCAAUAUCACAUUACAACUACAUGUCGCUGUCCUUUCCAUUCAUCCUCCAUUCCUG